This is a messenger RNA of Geodia barretti, 799 nucleotides long. NCBI's taxonomy places the organism in Eukaryota, Metazoa, Porifera, Demospongiae, Tetractinellida, Geodiidae. The record is from the annotation of a GenBank genome assembly.
GGCGUGGCUCAUAUUACAAUCUUUUUAGCUCUUAUAGCGAGCGGCAGCCAAGUUUGCUGGAAUCGGCAGCCAGUAGUGCGUCCUACGCGACCGAGAGACAUGGCCCAGUCGUCACCGCACGUUCAGUUCCCCGAGGAAGUGAAGGCCGAGGAGCGACCGAAGUUCAAGCAGCAGCCGACCCAGAAAUACGACAGGAAGGAGAUCCAGAAACGACUGGACAUAGAGACUUGGAUGGAGGAGCAGCUUGCCGAUCUAUUCCAGGAGGACAAUUAUCCUCAGUUGGAUAUUGACGAUGUUUUGAAGAUCAAUGAAUCAGACAGAAAAGAGAAGUUGACGGAGUACCUGCAAGAUUCGAAGAAACCUGCUGAAAGUUUUAUAACUGAGCUGCUGGAGAGGGCAAAGGGAGUGAAACCAGUAGACUCGUGACUCUCCUGCUUAUUGUGUUUUCUCUGUGGUGUGGUUUCAUUAUAAUAACAAACUAGAGUUUUUGCAGCGCGCCCCCAGUUUAAUCGCAUUACUGUGCGUGCGCACAAUAAUGGGUAGUAUAAUGGAAAAAGUGAUACACAGGGAUUAAUUUACUAAUUUAGUUAAUUGUUGAAGAAUUUAUGUAGAGCUUCUCAGCUUUCUCACUGUCAUCAUCAUUGGUAAUAGGUAGCCUCCUGGGCUUGCCCUGUCUACUUCGACGACCCAGCAGCAGAGCAAGAAUAAGAGCCACAGCUAGACCAGCAACUAUUAACACAGCUCCCGCACUAAUGCCUGCAACAGCACCAACACUGAGCCCACCACUUUCUCCUUCGCC